AGCAAGAUGGCGGCGGAGCGGGCAGCCGGCUCCACACAGUGACUGACACACAGAAGACGCUUUGCCCGGCCGGGUUGGACAGAUAACGGUGUCACCCUCUUAACAGGGAGAGAGAGGGGGGGAGGAAAAAACAAAACUAAAAACAAACAAAAAAAGAACAAAACAACGGACCACUUCUCGUCACCGACUCUGCAGAAAAUGAGGCAAACCCGUUAGACGACACCGGCCGAAGUUAAUCUGACGUCCACAAACGAGGCAGCCGGUGGGGAUGGGAAAUGAUGGAGGACAAAGGCCCUCGUGUAGCCGACUACUUUGUGGUGGCCGGUCUGACGGACCCGUCCAAGCCGCUGGACCAGGAGAUCCACUUUGAUGACGUCUGCCACAAGACCGCCAAGCCUAAGGCGCCCAUCACCGAUGUGGCUGUGGUGAUCCGUUCCAUGGGCGAAGAGGCGCCGCCAGGGUUCACAUGUGUAGAGGAAACCCCAACCGGCCAUUCUGCUGACCUUAACAAUGGAGGCCUCAUGGCGCCUCAGAUCUUCCUGUGUUACAGGCGAGGCCGCGACAAGCCACCUCUCACUGACCUGGGUGUGCUGUAUGAGUGGAAAGAGCGACUGAAGCAGGGCUGCCACCUCAUCCAGACCACGCCCUCCGGUCGCCCGGCCAACAUCAGCGGGAAUUCCUCCCAGCGAAUCUACGUCACCUACCGCCGGGCGCCUGAGAGCCAGCCUCACACUGCCCUGGCCGUCACUGACAUCUGCAUAAUCAUCCCGAGCAAGGGAGAGACGCCCCCACACACCUUCUGCAAGGUGGAGAAGAACCUCAACAGCAGCAUGUGGGGCUCCUCGGUCUACUUGUGUUACAAGAAGUCUGUGGCCAAAACCAACAUGAUUGCCUACAAAGCAGGUUUAUUCAGCAGAUAUCCAGAGGAGGACUACGAGUCUUUCCCCCUGCCGGAGUCCGUCCCUCUCUUCUGCCUUCCCAUGGGGGCCACAAUCGAGUGCUGGCCAGCUAACACCAAAUACUCCCUCCCUGUUUUUUCCACCUUUGUCCUGACUGGAGCAUCUGGAGAGAAGGUGUACGGUGCUGCGAUUCAGUUCUAUGAGCCUUACCCACUGGAGUGUCUGACUGAUCAGCAGUCCUCCCAGCUGGGUCUCUUGAGCCCGGAACCAAACAAGCCGCCCGCCUCCAAGACUACGCCGCCCGCCUCCAACAGCCCUGCUACUCCACGCUCUGUCUACACCAACAAGUGCAUCUGUCUGCUCUCGCACUGGCCCUUCUUUGACGCUUUCCGCAAGUUCCUCACAUUCCUCUAUCGCUACUCCAUCUCAGGCCCUCACGCCCUGCCCAUCGAGAAGCACAUCUCUCAUUUUAUGCACAAAGUUCCCUUCCCUUCCUCCCAGAGGCCUCGCAUCCUGGUUCAGCUCUCCCCUCACGACAGCUUGAUGCUCAGCCAGCCGGUGUCUUCUCCUCUACCGCUCAGUGGUGGAAGAUUUUCCACGCUGCUCCAGAACCUCGGACCAGAAAAUGCUGUCACGUUGUUGGUGUUUGCUGUCACAGAACACAAGAUCCUGAUCCACUCGUUGCGGCCUGCGGUGCUGACCAGCGUCACUGAAGCUCUGGUGUCUAUGAUUUUCCCGUUCCACUGGCCGUGCCCGUACAUCCCUCUGUGCCCGCUGGCGUUAGCCGACGUCUUGAGCGCCCCCUGUCCGUUCAUCGUCGGAGUGGACUCCCGCUACUUUGAUCUUUACGACCCCCCACCUGACGUGAGCUGUGUGGACCUGGACACAAACACCAUCUUCCACAAUGAAGAUAAGCGAGCCCUCACAUGGAAGAUCCUGCCAAAGAAAGCCUGUAAAAACCUCAUGAAUGUGCUGAGCAGUCUCUACCAGCAGCUGGUUGACGGUCAGUGCCGGCCUGAUGGGCUGCUGGAGCUGAACAUGAGUGACAGCUCGGAGCUGAGCUGUGGAAAAAGCCUCCACACGCUGGAGCUGGAGAUCCAGGAAGCCUUCCUGCGCUUCAUGGCAGCCAUUUUGAAAGGAUACCGUUCAUUCCUGCGACCGAUCACCCAGGCGCCCUCCGAGAAAGCCACGGACGCCAGCUCGCUCUUCGACUUGCAAGGUUUCUUGAAGAGCCGCGACCGCUCACAUCAGAAGUUUUACUCCCUGAUGACCAAAACUCAGAUGUUCAUCCGCUUUAUUGAGGAGUGCUCCUUCGUCAGCGACAAGGACGCCAGUCUGGCCUUCUUCGACGACUGUGUGGACAAGCUCUACAAUUCAGAACGGAGUUCAGACAAAGCAGGCAAGGUGGACGGUGACAGGCCGGAGGAGGCCAGGCUGAUAGAGAUUGAUGAAUCCCAGCGCAGCGAGCACACAGUCUUCAUCACACCUCCAGAGCUGCCUCCUCUGCCCGACGGGGAGGAGUAUCCUCUCUGCUACAGAUACGACGGUUUCCCAGUGUUGAGCCUUGACCUGUUUGACCCCAUGGAGGGCCUGCGGACCCCCUCCUCCCGCCUCGCUGCCAGGCAAAGCUGUCCCACCAGCCCCGCCCCCAUGUUUAGACGCACCAAGCAGGAGAUCAAAUCAGCCCAGAAGAUAGCCAAGAAAUAUUCAUCCAUCCCCCAGAUGUGGUCCAAGUGUCUGCUGCGUCACUGCUACGGCCUGUGGUUCAUCUGCCUGCCGGCAUACGUGAAGGUGUGCCACUCCAAGGUGCGGGCGCUCCGCACCGCUUACGACGUCCUCAGGAAGAUGCAGGCCAAGAAACUGCAGCCCCCUGAUGAGGUUUGUUACCGGGUGCUGAUGCAGCUGUGUGGACAGUACGGACAACCUGUGCUGGCAGUCAGGGUCCUGUUUGAGAUGAAGAAGGCUGGAGUCCACCCCAACGCCAUCACUUACGGCUACUACAACAAGGCGGUGUUGGAGAGUACGUGGCCCUCGAGCACCAGAGGAGGAUACUUUCUGUGGAUGAAGCUGAGAAAUGUCGUCCUGGGCGUGGCACAGUUCAAACGGGCGCUCCGACGACACGCCCCCCUCGCUCAGAGCCCGCUCUCAGAUGGCAGCGACCUGGACGCUGUGAGUCACGGCAGCCUGGAUAGCUCUGCCGACACUAACCUGGCCGAGCAGGGCCCUGACUCCGCCAAAGUUUACCCCACUGACGAUAGAUCUAGCACAGGUGAUCAGUCAGACCUGGGUUAUAACUCGCUGUCGAAGGAGGAGGUUCGGAGGGGAGACCCCGGCGCUCCAGACUCGGCCCCCGACAAAGAAGACAAGAAGGAGAGCGACUGCAGCUCCCUAUCCGAGACGGAGAGCAGCAAGGGAAGCAAAGACUGCCUCCCCCAGCUGGAGGCGGAAGUCCAAUCCUCCUUCAAGACCAGAGGGAUCGUCCGCAGCAGUUGUGCUUUUGACGAUUCAUCGUGUAAACCCAAGAGCUCGGCCAGCGCAGGCCAUGUUGCAGGUCUCCUCUUCACUUCCUCCCUGGAUGAGAUCGGUGAGAUCAAGUCCAACAGUUUGCUCAGGAGGCAUAAGAGCGCUCUGGAGGAGGUGGUUGGCAGAUCCGGCGGUGGCUCCGCUCUCGACUGGCAGGGCGUGAGGGGCCGCCGGCUGAGCGGUGACACGGUUGGCAGCAAUGGCAGCGGCACAACUGUCCUCGGCCUGGGUAUGUGCCAGGGUGAAACCGACCCUGAAAAGAUCGCAGGACAUCUGGGGGCGGAUGUCAAAAUUCUCUCUGGUGCAAACUUCAGUAAGAAUACGAAGCCUCGACCGCUGGUUUCGGGGAGGCAGGAGGGGGCUGCUGGUGUUGCCAGGUGUCAUGACGACAUGGAGGAGGAAGAGGAGACGGAGGGAUUGGACUCCAGUGAUGAAGACAGAAGUAAUACAGAAGCCAUUUUUGAUUUUGAAGAUCUGGAUUUGGACAACCCCUCAACAAGAGGAGACAUCAGAUCUAAAAAAUCUCAUAAAAAGCCCGUUGGACGAAGCGCCAGCUACGGAGGUGUGAGCGCCGAGGCAUCCAGAGUGGCCGUCAAACGCACAGACAUCGAGAAGGGCUAUGACCCUUUGUCCCUGCUGGCAGCAGAGUCCCAUUCCGAGCAGCAAAACGAGGAUCAGGACCCAGAGGGGGACGAGGCCAGCACGCCGAGCGCCCGACGACACCUCGCCAGGGAGAUCGAGCUGUACAUGAACCACAUGGGCAGCCCGCUGAGCAGCCGCACACCCAGUCUAGACCUACAGGACCCUUCCAGCCCCCUCCUCCUUCACCCUGCAUCCCUCUCUGCCCCCCGCAGAGCCAGCCUGCCGCACAGCUCCCCCCUCAGGGCCGCUGGAGUCCCGCGCUCCCGCACCUUCCACCCGCCCUCGCCCUCGGAAACCAUCACUCAUCAACGUCUGUGGUCGUCACCUCCACGUCGCAGCUCCAGCACCACCCCGAGCCCCAGUCCUCGACCCAGCCCGUACAGGGAGAGGACAGACAGGAUGAGCCUGGCCUCACCUUCACCCUCCUCCUCCUCCUUCGCUCUGGACACUCUGCUCACACCGACGCUCGAUGUGUUCAAGACCAGUGUGGUCUCUGCAGGGAAGGGCGUGGCAGAGAAGGCAAGCCGCUGGUAUUCCCGCCUUGCAACGUACACCACACCCACCAAGGAGGGUUUCAGUGAUAGAAUGAGCGUGUCCUCUCUUGGUAUUGGAGAUCCAGACUGCUCGUCCAUGAUGGAUGAGGAAGACUGUGGGGAGUCAGGCAGCUCUGUAGUCUCUCCUCAGAGGAACGGCCCGAUGGGACCUCGCAAGAGCCCCCGACGCAGCCCCCUCCGCAGCAGACUGGACGGCCCCAGCCUGGGUAGACCCACAUCUCUGCUCCCUGGAUCUGUCCUCUCGCCUCCUGGCUUCCCUAUGCCGGAUAAGUCGGACCUCGGCUCUUCACGCUACACCAGCAACACCAGCAUCUUCAACAACUACGCCAUGGAGCUGCUGAUCUCCAGCUGUUCUCGCUGUAAGACGUGUGACUGUCUGGUGUACGACGAGGAGAUCAUGGCGGGCUGGACGGCCGACGACUCCAACCUGAACACCACCUGCCCCUUCUGUGGAAACCCCUUCCUGCCGUUCCUCAACGUGGAGAUCAGGGACAUGCGAGGACCCGGCAGGCUUUUCCUGAAGGGCAGCCCGUCGGUGGAUGAGGCGAUGACCUCAUCGUACUCGGCCUCCACAGGUCUGGACACGGGGACGUCCAACUUGUCCACCCCCUGUCCCACAACCGCCGUCUCCCCUCCCUCACCUACGAUCGCUGUCCAGGCGUGCUCAGGCACUGGAAGAAUUCAAUCAACCAGAGGUAUCAACAUCCCCACAGACCGCCGCCCCGGGGCGCUGUCCCCUGGAGGACCCAUGGCUCGCAGUGUGAGCGCCUUUGAGCCUAUGGAGGAAACGUCUCUUCCCAGGCGCUGUGUGCCGACAUCAGGCAGCCUGCCGAGCCGUCUCAAUGAAACCCCGGACCCUCUGAGUAUGGAGUGGCGGCUCCACAACCCCGAGCCGGUGACGGUUCCCUACCUGAGCCCUCUGGUUCUGUGGAAGGAGCUGGAGAGUCUGCUGGAGAACGAGGGCGACCCCGUGAUCACGGAGGCCGACAUGGUGGAUCAUCACCCCAUCAUCUACUGGAACCUGGUCUGGUACUUCAGGCGGCUGGACCCCAGUAACCUGCCCGGUCUGAUCCUCACCUCUGAUCACUGCAACAUAGACUCCCAGGUCCCUCGUCACUGGAUGUCCGAGGACAGUAAACACGUCCUGAUCCAGAUUCUGUGGGACAACCUGAAGCUGCACCAGGAAGCGAUCCAGCCUCUCUACAUCCUGUGGAACACCUUCAGGCUUAAUUGUUCUCUGUUGUUAGACAAUGUGGGUUACCCUCUGUCCCGGCCGGUCGUGGAGGAGGAGAAGCCGUUCAGCGAGGAGUUGCUGCACAGCGUGGUGAGGAGCAUCCAGAGGAACGACAUCAGCCGGCCGAUGGCUCAGCUGCUGCAGCUGCUGGGACAGACGCUCGGAGUCAAGAGGCAGAGGAGUUUGUAUCGGGACGUUCUCUUCCUGUCUCUCGUGGCUCUUGGAAAAGACAACAUUGAUAUCGACGCCUUCGACCGCGAGUACAAGUUGGCCUACGACCGCCUUGUACCGAGUCUGGUGAAGCUGACCCACAACUGUGACCGUCCUCCCAGCACGGGGGUGAUGGAGUGCCGCAGGACGUUUGGAGAGCCUUACCUGUAAAAUUCACACACACACACACACACACACACACACACACACACACACACACACACACACACACACACACACACACACACACACACACACGCCAUUGCUUGAAGACGCGCUCAGGAAACCUUGGGGAGGACUGUGAAUGUUGCACUACGGUAACGAUGUUUCAAACGGUACAGACGACAGCGCUCAGCAUUCAUGUAGCCUGAAACAAAAACUAAAUGGAGGAUUUCAAACACUCACACACAUAAACUGGACUUCAUCCAGCGCUGUUACAUGACGCUUCUACCCUGUGAAGAUGAUUUAAAUAUCCUGUAAAUACACAACAGUAGAGGAUUUUUAUAAUGCAACAUUUAUAUUGUCAUACAGCAUAUGAAGACUAAUUCUAGAAAUAUUUUAACCUGAAAUAUUUAUACAAAGUAAGCUUUAUUUAUUGUCUUGUCUUCUGUUUGGUUGUGUCCUGUGGUUGUUUGAGGCGUGUUCCUCUAAAUGAGGAUUUCAUUUCAUUAUCUGGUUUAAAAAGCUUUCAUGUGUUUUUAACCACCACGUCUUUAAGUCCAGUAAACUCAAUGAUGUUGUUAGCAGGAGCUACCUGCGGCUAACACUGUGCUGUGUGCGUCUAUGGACGUUAGCUAAAGGCUCUGCUCCCUGAAACAUGAGCAGGAAACACAUUUCCAGCAGGGGAAAGAAAACCAACGUGCUCUCUGCAGCUGGAUUUCAGGUGUUAAAAUCACAUCCAGCAGUUUUCUUUGUCGGUGGUCUCAAAUGGGCGAGUCUCCUGGCUCACAGGUCAGACUUUUACAUGAUGUAGUCUGAGCCUGGGGUACUCGUGUUAGAACUUUAAAUGUAGGUUAAAUGAGCUCUCAUGAACUAUGACAGCGUGUCCUAACAGCAUGUGGAGUGAGCGGACAUUAGCGACAAAAUCAGCCUGAUUCAAUUGUUUCCUACUGGAGAGUCAAGACGGUCUGCGAGCCAAAGCCUGGUUUUUAUUUUCAUUCCUCUCCCUCGUGUAGACAAUUAUGAGGAAGGAGGGGGCUAUCCAAGGCACUGGCAUUGUCUCUUCUUUCACUCAACAGAGGUUUUUAGCUUGUUUUUCAAAGGUGAGAUAGUAGUGCAUUUAUAAUAUCCAUAUCCCUGUUUGAGAUGUUUUGCUUUGACUUGUGUCAACGCCAGAGGAAAAACCUAAAUCAGCUCACAGCGAGACGUUUAUUAACGAGCGCUUAAUUGUGUUUGUGAAUUGAGUCAACAGCUUGUUAAGACAAAGCUUCACACUUACCUUCAUUACAAAAUCACUAGAUGUUAAACUGUUCACAGAGCAGAGAAGUAAACAUGUAACAGAUGCAGCGUGGACAGCGAGCGUAUCUGAAAGUCUGCUGCAGGAGUAACGCCUGUGAUUUCUUAAAGAUUGAGAUUUUUUUAUCAUAUCUUUGUUUUUAACUUGAAAUUUUCUGAAAUGUUCUGUAAAAAAAAGCCAACGUGUGCUGCAGAACUUGUUUCAAAUAUCACCUGAGUAAACAUCUCAUCAAGAGAUGAAAGUCUGCCCGAGCUUUUAUCUCAAACAUAUCGAAUUUAAACCAAAAACAGAUUCUUAUAUAUCAGUGUUUACUGGAUGAUCCAGUGUGGCUGCUUCAUUACAUACAGUAUCAGUGUUUGGAUUUCUACCUUUGAUCCUCCUGGGAAGAAAAAACCCUGAACCCUCAGCUUCAAUCUUUAUUUGUAUAGCGCCAAUUCAUAACAUGUGUUUUCUGGAGACGCUUUACUAAAGAGCAGGUAAAAGACCUUUACUCAUUGUUAAGAAAAAUGGGAUGGGGGAGAUGGGAUAAGAAGCAGGAAGGAUUUCUCCUUUGUAUUCCUAAGUGUUCCUAAGGUGGAGGUCAGAGCAGGCCGUGCAUGGACGAGGACGGCGGUGGUUGUGGGGACGACACAGUCCGAUGGCCUGGCUGAUACUUUAUAUCCACAUACUCAUCUCCUCUCAUAAAUGUAGAAAUGAAAAAAAAGUGAAACCACGAUUCCAGUUCUGUUGUUUCUGGUGAACAAUGGAAACAAAGAAGAGUCACUGAAAAAUGGAUGAGUUCAUAUUUGGUGUUAACAGGUCCUCUGAUUGAUGAAUGAACAUGCUCCAGUGUUUGUGAAGAUAAGGGAUUAUCAGGACUCAAACUUGAAUCAUGAAAACGUUCAUAUCUGGGAGAGUUAUCAAACUGAUCUGAUUAUCAACAUGUUGGAAGGAUUUUUCUUCACCUACAAAAAUACUUUGUACACAUGAGCUCAUAUCAAAUUCUGCGUUUUCUUUCCAUCAGACCGAUGUGAUGUUUUUCUUUAUGGGUUAUUAAAGCUUUUAAAAACUGUAUUAGAGACUGUCCAAGGGAGAAAAAUAGUUUUUUUGGCAGGAAAACAACUCGUAGAUGUCUCACAUACCAUCCUUAAACAUAUUUUAUCUACACUGACACUGUGGUUGACGGAGGACCCUCGAGUCUAAACUGAUAGAGGGUCUCAUGAAGGUCGACGUUGUGUGUGAUUCAUGGCAGAGAAAACUAACUCUGGAACAAGUUGCACUUUGACCCUAAGAAGUGGACUGACCACAACUGAGCAGCUGGAAAACGCUGUGAUCCAUCUGUGGACAUUUGUUGUGUAAUAGUUGUACAAAUGAAUGAUUUUGCAGUAUCUGGGGUUCAUGUACAUUUUAACUCGCCCUUUGUAGAAACCACAUUUUAUAACAGUUUAUGUGAAAAGGUCCUUUUUAGAUGUGCUGAAGGUUCUGUACAGCGAGCAGAUCUGCAGGACUGUUUAAGUGUAAAUAAAAUCACUCACUCUC
This is a messenger RNA of Labrus bergylta (ballan wrasse), 9036 nucleotides long. Its product is annotated as C-myc promoter-binding protein-like. Gene Ontology annotation, cellular component: cytoplasmic vesicle; ESCRT I complex. Lineage: Eukaryota; Metazoa; Chordata; Actinopteri; Labriformes; Labridae. Gene Ontology annotation, molecular function: protein binding. Gene Ontology annotation, biological process: regulation of Rab protein signal transduction. The record is from RefSeq and is a predicted model, not a curated record.